Messenger RNA from Dioscorea cayenensis subsp. rotundata (Guinea yam), 2494 nucleotides. RefSeq lists its product as uncharacterized. The coding region runs from base 547 to 1128 and encodes 193 amino acids. The record is from RefSeq and is a predicted model, not a curated record. Lineage: Eukaryota; Viridiplantae; Streptophyta; Magnoliopsida; Dioscoreales; Dioscoreaceae. The transcript is spliced from 4 exons.
GUGAGUGGGUUCAAGUCCGUGCCUCCUUCCCGUGCUCCAAAGCUCAUAUCUUUGUUCGUCUCUGGAGAAAUUCCAUCUCUUAGAUCCCUAAUUCGUAGAGAAAUAGGCUGAGGGUGCUCUAGAUCGUUUAUAGUUUCGCUCUCGGAUCGAUUCCUCUUGUUUUCCCUUUCGAUUUGGUGCUGUUUUGCAAGGAUUUGGCCGCUGAAAUGGGGAUCUCGGCUGGGUUUCGAUUUGAAGCGGUGGUCUCGUUGAAUCGAUCGAUUUGGUUGUAGUUGCGAGCUGUUGUCUCUUCUUUCUUUGAUUCGACGUGGAUCUGUUUGAUUUGAGGAAGAAAGAGCCUGAAUCAUUUGGUAUUGCUAGGAAAAUCAAGGGUUUAACGCUGUUUUGAGAUAUUUUGGAAGUCGUUUUCGCUAACCUGGCAUCAAAGGUCACGGAUUUCACGAGCACCAAGAUCGAUUCUCAAGGGUUUGUUCUAAGUUUCAUGCAAAGGAGACCAUUUAGAUCAAGAUUUCGUAUUGAUUGUUCUGAAAAGUUCUGGAUUUGGAAAUGGAGAUGCUUGUGAUUGCUGGGCAGCAGCAUCGUAAUCAGCACUAUGGUAGAAACAACUCUAGGGUACCAAAUGGGUUCCAUUCCUCUCCACCGCGAAGCUUCAAAGGGAUGAAUUGCAGGAGCUUUGAGUCGAGUCCUGGGAUUCUCCCACCCCCACCUGCCAAACUUCACUCCUAUGGCAGCCUUCCAGAUCCCAAAUCCCCUUUCUCCUUUUCGGAACCCCCAAAACCUAGAAAAAGAAGUACCCCUAUUGCCAUAAAACGCAAGCAAUCUCCUCCCAAAGUAAACCUCUUUGGUGAUGGCUUCUCUAAUUCAGAGCUCUGGGCAGGCCCUGCUUAUACUAACUCACCACCUCCAAGCUCUUUGCCUAUCCCGAAGUUCUCUCUGCGCCAGAAACGCAGCAUUUCUCUUGAACUACCCAAUCUUGAUGCUGAAAUAAAGCCUCACCCAGUUUCGAAGUCGGCCCCAUCUUCACCUUCUGGGGCAUCCCGCUCACAUGCUUCUGGUUUUUUUCGUGACACUGCCUCUGCGACGGAGAAUCUCCGUCGCAUCCUCCACCUUGACAUUAAUGAUGACUGAGUUUGCUCAGUGUCAGAUAUGUGUAUAUAGGUGUAGUUUUAGGACUUUGUGAUGUUAUAAGGUUGUAUGUAUGUUUCGUCUUAGAAUUUAAUUUAGGUACAUCAAUAUGGUAUGCAAAAUAAAGACACGGAUAGGUGUGGUUGUGGAUGGCGACUUCUUAGGAGGAAAGAAAUGUAGGAUGAAGCGGUUGGCGGGAUGAAGUGGGUAGUAUGUCUCAGAAGUCUAGUGUCAUUCGCAAUGCACAUAAUCUGUGUCUGGUAACUAGGUAAUCUAUAGGUAUGUCCUUUUAGAUGGAGAAUUUACACCAUCUUUGGUCAGUAACAAUCUCUUCUUUGCUAUGUUCGGGUUAGAAACAUAUUUUUCCCUUGAAUUUGGUAUCUUCAUAAUGGUUAGAUUAGUAGAUCUGAAUAUGUUAACUACUUGUAGAAGUUUCGAGUCUUCUUUGCUUAUGGUGGAUCUUUAGAUUUGUGAACUCAGUUAUGAACUUCUUGUUUGUUUAGCUUUUCAUAUUUGUAUUUUGUUGGUGUUAGCUUCUCUUCUUACAUUGCCUGCUCUUUAGCUGUUAUCUGACUCAUCUAUGGUGCCUUGUGAGGGCAUCAAGUGUCCCUUCCCAAUUUUUCUGGUUUUUUGAAGGAAAAAGUUGGGGGGACUUAAAGGAUGAAUUUCUCACUCUUUACGUUCACUUGUCCAUCUUCCAGCAUAUAGUGUUUAGCUGUCAUAGUCCUCAUCAGUGUGUUCUUUUUCUUAUUAGUGUGUUCUUUUUCUUAUUGGUGUGUUCUUUUCUUUGUGGUGUCUCUCUAGCUUUAGUUGUGAAAAGUGCCUAUGUUAGUAUUUUAGCUCAAGAGUCUGUUUCCUUGGAUAUGUUCUGAGGGUUUGAGUCUAUUUAGCCAUGUCUACAGGUUUAGUGUUGUGAGGCUUACUCACUGGAAGUCUGCUGAAUAAGUCCUUUAAGGGCAUUGCUUUGCUGAUACGGUGGUUGGAUGAAAAUCAAAUUGUUCUGCCAGUAUGUUUUCUUCGCCUUCGUGCAGCAUCAAAUAUAUCAUCUAUCGGUUAUCUGCAUCGGCAGGGUGUUAUGAAAAUUAUGAUUAGUCUGGUUUGUUGCUUUGUACAAGCGAUGAAGUGUUAUGGGAGUCUUAUCUUGUUUGGUUUGGCUGAAUAUGUUAUUUGGUUUGAUAUAUGCAAGUGUCAUGUGUGUGUGGAACGCAUGAAUGUGCUAUGCAUCUUAUGUUCAUGCUAGUUGCUAUCAUUGUUCAGUUUUAUUCAUCCUAAUAUCCAGAAACUUAUUCCUGUGGAAUUGCAUCUUGGUCUUGCAAAAUCUGAGAUCCAAUUGGGCGAUGAAAUUCUUACUUGAAUUAAAUUUGGAAAG